AUACAAGAGCCACAAGUGUUCCGAAUGUGGCCAGUUCGGGCAUCGUGAGGGGUACUGUGCCAGUGCCAAACCCCGAAAAACUGGAAGGAGGCGCAGGAAGCAACCAGUGUCCGCCAAGGUGGUGGUCGUCGAUGUGUGCAGUGUGCAGCAACGACGCAGAUGUCUCCGUGGGCUUUUCCGGAACAAAAAUUCGCCUGCAACUCGACACCGCCUCAGACAUCACCGUCAUUAGCAGGGAGAUUUGGCGGAGCAUUGGCAGUCCUGCGUUAUCGUCAGCAACGGUGAAGGCGAAGACGGCAUCUGGCAGCAUACUAUCGCUCGAUGGGGAGUUCGAGUGCGACGUCACCAUCGGAAGCAGUACACGACGUGAGCUCAUCCGUGUAACCGAGAAGCAGCUGCAGUUACUCGGAUCCGAUUUGGUCGACAGUUUCAACCUUUGGGCCGUCCCUAUGGACACCUUCUGUUGCCACGUGUCUGGAACGCCAGUGUCGACAGGUGCACUCAAGUCGUCUUUUCCAGAGGUCUUCAGCGAGAAGCUCGGCUUGUGCACCAGAACAAAAGUGAAGUUGGAGUUGAAAGAAAACGUUCGACCCGUCUUCUGUCCGAAGCGUCCGGUAGCUUACGCUAUGUAUGAUACCGUUGAUCGCGAGCUCGACCGGCUAGAGAAAUUGGACAUCAUCACCCCGGUCGAUUAUUCGGAGUGGGCCGCUCCGAUCGUCGUAGUCCGCAAGUCCAAUGGCUCCAUCAGGAUUUGCGGAGGCUACUCAACGGGUCUGAAUGCAGCUCUCCAAUCACAGCAGUAUCCACUUCCACUUCCGGAUGACAUCUUCGCCAAGCUGGCUAAGUGUAAAAUCUUCAGCCAGAUAGAUUUGUCCGACGCCUUCUUACAGGUGGAAGUUGACGAGCAGUACCGUAGUUUGCUGACGAUCAAUACGCAUCGUGGUCUCUACCUCUACAACCGCCUGCCGCCGGGUUUGAAGAUCGCGCCUGGCGCAUUUCAGCAGCUCAUCGACACAAUGUUAGCCGGACUGAAGGGCACUUCUGGCUACCUCGAUGACGUCAUCGUCGGCGGAGAAACUGAAGAGGAGCACGACCUCAAUCUACGGGGUGUCCUGAAGCGAAUCCAAGAUUUCGGAUUCACGAUUCGUGUUGACAAGUGUUCGUUUCGCAAGCAGCAAAUCCGAUACUUGGGGCACAUCGUCGACAGUCGCGGGUUGCGACCAGAUCCGGCGAAAAUCGAGGCGAUCACCAAGCUGCCGCCUCCAGCCGAUGUAUCCGGUGUGCGAUCGUUUUUGGGGGCCAUCAACUACUACGGCAAGUUCGUCCCCAACAUGCGCAUGCUACGCUACCCGCUCGACAAUCUCCUCAAGGUGGAGACGAAGUUCAGCUGGAGUCCGGAGUGCCAGAAAGCGUUCGACCGGUUCAAGCAGAUUCUCUCGUCGGAUCUUCUCCUCACACACUACGAUCCGAAGCGGGAAAUCAUCGUUUCUGCUGACGCUUCAUCCGUUGGACUUGGGGCUACCAUUAGCCAUAGGUUCCCAGAUGGAACCAUCAAGGUGGUCCAACAUGCAUCCAGGGCGCUCACGAAGGCAGAACAGGGCUACAGUCAGCCCGAUCGCGAAGGUCUGGCCAUCAUCUUCGCCGUCACGAAGUUCCACAAAAUGCUCUUCGGACGGCACUUCCGUUUGCAAACCGAUCAUCGCCCGCUGCUUCGUAUCUUCGGCUCUAAGAAGGGAAUUCCAGUGUACACUGCGAACCGCCUGCAACGCUUCGCCCUCAACUUGCUGCUCUACGACUUUGAGAUCGAGUACGUGUCCACUGAGAAGUUCGGCAACGCAGACCUGCUCUCCCGGUUGAUCGACCAGCACAUCAAGCCUGAAGAGGACUACGUCAUCGCGAGUCUCAAUCUGGAAGAGGAUAUUAGGUCAGUAGUAAUCAAUACGGUUAAAGUGUUGCCUCUCAAUUUCAGAGUCGUUGCGCAAAGCACCCAAGCAGAUCCGCUGCUCCGUCAAGUCCACCGCUACGUUCAGAACGGCUGGCCCCAGUCAACACUCGAUGGGUCAGAACUUCGCCGGUUCCAAUCAAGGCAGGAAUCGCUCUCUGUGGUGGAUGGGUGUAUUUUGUUUGCCGAACGACUCGUCAUUCCGUCGCUGCAUCGGAAACGGUGCCUCGAACAGCUGCACCGUGGCCAUCCGGGCAUGCAGCGAAUGAAAGCCAUCGCUAGGAGCUACGUGUACUGGCCUACGUUGGAUGCCGACAUCGUCAGCUUCGUCAAGGCAUGCCAGCAGUGUGCGUAUGUAGCUCGAUCACCUCCUCACUCUCCACCGGUGCCGUGGCCCAAAUCGACCGCUCCGUGGCAACGCGUCCACGUCGACUUCGCCGGUCCAAUCGAAGGCGACUACUACCUGCUCGCUAUCGAUUCGUUCUCUAAGUGGCCCGAGAUCAUCCGAACGACCCGCAUCACCUCUGCUGCGACCAUCAGCAUCUUGCGUGGGUUGUUCGCGCGGCUGGGUAUGCCCGUAACCUUGGUCAGUGACAACGGUACCCAGUUUACCACCGCCGAAUUCGCCGAUUUCUGCGCUUCCAAUGGCAUCGAGCACCUUACGACAGCACCGUUUCAUCCACAAUCAAAUGGCCAGGCGGAACGAUUUGUGGAUACCUUCAAGCGAGCCGUCAAGAAAAUUCGAGAGGGGAGAGGAUCCAUUGAAGAAGCACUGGAUGUCUUCUUGCUGACGUACCGAAGCACGCCCAGUCGUGCUCUGCCGGAUCAGAAGUCGCCAUCUGAGAUCAUGUUUGGUCGCAAAAUCCGAACGUGUCUCGAGCUUCUGCGUCCACCACCGGUACGUGUCCCAGUACCAACCGACGAUGACCGCAAGCAACCGAGGUCCUUCAACCGAAACGAGACCGUGUACGCCAAACUAUAUGGUCGUACCGGUUGGAAGUGGGCUCCUGGUGUCGUCGUCGAGAAGAUCGGAGACGUUAUGUACAACGUGUGGGUCGAAGAUCGCCGAAUGCUACGCUCGCAUAUCAACCAACUUCGGAGUCGCCUUGCUGCUGGCGCGAUACCGAAGCAACCCACUGUACAUGCCACCUUAAACCAACAUUCGCUGCCGCUGGACAUUUUGCUGGAUGCCUGGGAUCUCCCAAGCCAAUCACCAGGUCCAUCUUCACCAGAGCCUGUCUCCAGUGCUGAGAGAACCAUGGUAGAUUCCGGGCCGACUCUUGCAACGUCUACGCCACGUCAUGAGGUCUCGGCGUUCGUCCCGUCAUCAGCAUCGUCAUCAUCAACAACAACAACGCCAACAUCGACAGAGUUCGAGUCCGCUGUCGAAGUAGAACUAGCUGUAGACAUCCCUAGGCGCUCUUCACGACUACGAAGACCGCCAGUAAGGUUUGAUCCGUACCACCUCUAUUAAGAGGGGAGAUGUUGUGGACAACCCUAUUUUGCCGCGCUCGGAUACGUUAUUCAUCCGACGCAGCUCAGACCGCAGGGCUCGCGUGCGACAGCAUGACUGUCACUGAGCGAUGCUGGAGAUGCGCAUAUAUGUGUUUUUAAUGUGGUUGUCACUUGUUGUUGUUUACAUUGUUAUUGUUGUGGAGAGUCAUUGUUUAUCGUCCAUAGUGAAAUCGUUUAGUCAUGUCGUGAAUAAAGUUUGUUUUUAUUUAUUGUACCGUGCGCGUUUCAUUAACCCUGUCGUGAUAUUGUCCCAGUGCAAGUCCAGGGUCCCGCGGUACAAAACUGUGUAACCCGCGUCGGUCGGGUCUGAAUGAAUGGGGGAGUUUCUAGUAAAGAGCUUAAGUGCCACCCCCGGAGGAGACCGUUCGCAACUGUUUCGGCGCCCAGCUGAGACUCUGCCUAAGGGCAGGUUUUUUCUUUGUACCGCCAAACACAGGAAGGUUUUAGGUUCGACCGUCCCAAGCACUUUGGGAAACGAACUGAUUGCUGUGCAAUUGUUGCUAGCAACAAUCGAUCUCAGAUGUUAUCAUAACAGGUAAAAAUUCUAACUGUCCCCGUUCUCUCUUCACGCUUGGGAAACCAGAAGCAACAGAAUCUCCAAAAUAACCAGCGGGAAAACAAGGUUCGCAAAUCGUUAUCCGUUGACAAAACAGUCCCAGGAACUAUAAAUCUCAAAAAAACCAACAAAUAACUUCAAUUAAAUUUUCAGCUUCCAAAACAAAAACGCAUGUAUUCAGAAAUUCAACAUCUCUUUUUUACAUUCUUUAAUUCUUAUUUCAACAAUCAACUUCUUCAUUUCCCCUUUUCUCCAUUUAUUCUCUCUUUUCCUUAAUCUUAUUUAUCCUCUCUCUCUCUACCUAAAACUCCACUACACUAUCCUUCAAUCGGCUCUCCUAACCUUCUAAAAGACUUCAUUGUACAUUGUACAUUGUAAUCUUCAUCAUCAUUUACAACAUUUUUCAGGCAUUUCACUAAAUUUAUCAAUCGUGCUUGUCCGUGAUCAUCCCCGCUCUCAUCUAUUUCGUCAAUCCCAUUCGUCGUAUCACUCUUCUCCCUUCAUUCAUGUAUUCGUGCUUAUGACCGAAGAAGAAUGAAGGGGAAUACUUGCCUAGAGUAUAAACAGUGAAUCUCGUUGAGGCAAUCUUUCAUUCGGCAUCGGACUGUUGAGCAAUCCAGUUCACUUUGCUUUCGCUGCGCUUCGAUCUUAGAUUGGACCCCACCAGUGGUAAUCCAACUUGGAUAUCGUCGUUUGGUUUUUCUGUUCGUUUUUCGCGUUAUUCGUAUCGUGUGUUUUUCUUUCCGCAUCAUAAAUUGCGAAGUGUUUAUAUUGCUAGUAGUUUCAAGCCACCAAUGUAUGGCUCUGUAUGCAUGCUAUGGCGAACGCUUGUUUGGCGCUUGGUUUACGUUGUACGAACGAUGCCUAGAGGUGAGAUUCCUUUGAGGUAAUACUAAAUAACAUGUAGCAUGAUAUUUGAUACUUGCAAGUGUUGUCAUUGUUGUUGUUUCCACGCGGUGCCAAAGAUAUAUUGAUGUAGUUAUGAGAUGUGGAAUAAUGGUGCUGGUGUAACAUGUAUAUAAUUGACUGUCAAAUGCGAAAAAGACCACCUGAAUAGCGUUCGAGGUAAAUUUUCAAUGCAUUGACAUGAAAUAAAUUGCGACAUACGAUCAGCUAGUGUAUUAUUUUGUGAGGGCAAGAAUGAAUCAUCAAUCAAUUAUCGUCAACUGAUUAUACAAUGAAAAAACCAUUUGUUUCUAAAAUUUCACAGCAUUAUAGAAUAAUAUCCGAAGGUAUAAACAAGCGACUUAUAUAAAAUAACAGCGUAGUUCUACGUCAACAAUGCGGUCGUAUCUUCUCUAAGGCCUCUAAGAAAGAUCCCUUCAAGGCCUCGAAAAAGAUCCGGGACGAACUGAACUUAUUCGUGAGUUUCCGGACAGUUCAGCGGCAGCUGUUGGAGCAGGGACUAUGCGGUAAAAGCCCCCGGAAGGUCCCUAUGCUGACGUCGAAGCAUCUGAAGGCGCGGCUGGAUUUCGCGAAGAACCAUUUCGAUUGGAUCGGUUCGGAAGAGGAAAAGUAGUGGCGAACUGUGAUCGGAUGAGACGAAGGUAAACCUUAUCGGCUCGGACGGAAAAACUUGGGUACAUCGCCCAAUAGGCUGCGCUUACAUGCCACAAUAUACCACGGAGACAUUCAAGCAUGGAGGAGGGAACAUUAUGGGGUGCUUCUACUGGUACAGGGUUGGUCGCUUGUACUGGGUGGAUAAGUUCAGGGAUCAGUGCCCCUACACUCAAAUCCUAAGGGAUGUUACGCCGAGUGGGAGAUGCACCUGAAAUGGUAGUUUAUGCAGUAUAACGAUCCGAAGCACACCGCCAAGACUGCCAAAAAGUGGUUCCAGGAUAACAAAGUCGACAUCAUGGAGUGGCCAGCACAGUCCCCGGAACUAGGGUGACUGGCGACCGGAUCUAGUACCUAUGGGAGAUUGUGAAAAGGUCGGUGUACACGGAGGACUCGAGGAAUAAGCAGCAACUGAGGGAUAACAUCCAGACUUAUUGGUAUACCGUCCCGGUCACCACGUGCUGGAAGUUUGUGGAAUCGAUGCCGAACCGGGUGCGUGAAGUGAUGCGUAACAAAGGUUACACGACCUAGUACUAACCCUAGAAUCUUUUCGUGAUAUGGAUUUUCUUGAUUUUAUUUUUUACCAUGAAUUUUAAACCCCUUCUUAAUUUUUGUCGCGUCAUUUUAGCUGUUAACCCCUCCCGUAUUAUUUAAUACGUCACGCAUCAAGUGAUUUCACUAGCCUGCUGAGCGUUCUAGCGUCCUAUGUUGUUCAAGUAACCACGAGUGAGACUUGAUGUUGUACGGGAAAGGGUUAAGAAUGCUUAGAGGUAUUUUUUAAUGAAUGACUAUUGCCUCAACUUCAGAUGUUAUAAAUUUCUUCGAACAAUGAGCUUGAGCUUGAGCUUGGGUAGACUGUACAAUUCGUAGUUGCUCUCCGUGAUUGACCUGAACCAACCAAAUUGCACAAAGAACACACAGAAUGACACUUGAGACUAGUAAAUCAUUCUCGUUGUGCAAUUUUCGGUGAUUCGAGCUUUAAAUGGUCAAUAACGACGCCGGCCACGUCCUUACAGUCACCAGGGGAAGGGAAGGAAUGUUAGUAUGAUAUUCGCCACCCGAAGGCCAGAAGGGUCGCCUCUAUAGCGUGGUUCCCUAGCGUUUAUCAUGGAAGGGAUAGUUGUUAGUGGGAAUGGUUAACAAAAGUUAGGAUUCACCGUGGUAAGUGAUGUGAUUCUAAAAACGUGAACUCUCAGCUAUAAUACAUUCUAAUCGGAUCGGCCAUGCAUUUCGUUAUUCGUCGUGCGUAGUACAUAGAUAUUUUUCCUGACCUGAGAAGGCCAUAAAAACUCCUUUAAAAACUCUUGAUCUAUAUAUUUUUAUUCAAUCGAGGAGACCAAGGGUCAAUUUUCAACCUGAGAAGGUCGCUAAGAAACCCUUUUAAAAUUUCUCCAAUCGACAAUAUAUUCUUAACCGGAAAAGAUCACCGAGGAAAUUCUUUUAAUUUCGCUAAAACUAAAACUUGUAUUAUCUAUCAAAAUAUUAUUAAAUCGCGACUACCGAGGUUAUUUUUAAACCUAUAUUUUGUGAUUUAUUACUAGUAUUAUGUUUUAAAAUUAUGUAAACGCAGUGGCUGAUAUUAUCUCUAGUCAAUCUGAAAAGGUGACCGAUGAAACCUAAUCAUAACGGCGGAAAGUUAUCUAUUGAAAACCUGAGUAAGUAACCUAGAGAACCAAUCUAAAAUCAAUCGACCUGGCGAUGCAUUUCGUUGCUCAUUGCGCAUACGCUUCAUAGAUAUCACUACAGCGUUACAUUUAGGAAACCUGAGAAGGUAACCGAUGGAAUCCCUCUAAAACUAGAAACUAAUCGACUUGGUGAUAUACUCAGUUAUUCAUCGUGUGUGCUUUUUUUUAUUGAGUUCCAAUCGUAAAGGCGGAUAGUAAUUAUAUUUUGGAAACCUAAGAAGGUAACCGAGGUAACUAUUUUAGAAAUAUUCAUUCCGGAUAUAUGUUCCAUUAUGCACCGCGCGUACGCUUUAUAGAAAUCUAAUUAUGGUGACGAAAAGUUGUCUUUGGGGAACCUGAGAAGGUAACCUAGAGAAUUUAUCUAAAAUCAAUCGCACUCUUUAUAACUUUAUCAUUCGCGACGGCGGGAACAGAUCAAAGAAUUAACGAAUGAGAGAAUAAAAGAAUCAAUUAAUAAAAAGGAUUAUAAAAUUGAAGGGUUGGGGAGUUACAGAAUUAAAGGGUGAAAGAAAAAGGAGAAUGAAAAAAUUAAAGAUCCAAGAAUUAAAUCAAUAAGGAUUUUAAAAUUGAAGAAUAAAACAGUUGAAGCAUUUAGAUUUAAAUAAUUAAAACAUUAGAGAAAUAAUGAAUUAAUGAGUUAAAGAAUUAAGAAUUAAUGAUACAUGAUCACCAGUGCACAUUUAUAAACGCGACAAUAGAUUUAAGAUCAUACACACAAACACUUACAUGGAUACCUAUAUAAACAUAAUUAUUCUUACUUGUACAUAUAUAAACGCUGAUAACAUAUUAUAUAUACAUAUGCUACAGAUAGUGCUGACGUUAUGUUUAAUACAUCUAUUAAAUUAUCACAAAAGCUAGUGAAAAUACAUCUAUAAUAAUGAUCAUUUAAUGCUGUUUGACAUAAAUACAUUAUUAUAAUAGAGAAAAUAUUGCAGCAUGGAGCAAAGCACAUAGCUCUCAUUCAGCUUUUUAAAUUCGUGUAUGUUUCCAGCAGAUCUACAUCUAUUCGUAAAACGGUCAAUAUUUGAAAACACUAUACUUGUGUAUACAGUUACUUAAAUAGAAAAAUAAUUCUGAAAUAUGUCCAUGAUAGUAAUAUCUUACAAUGAUAAUUCCUACUUAUAAUCUCUAUUCUACUUAUAGCGACAAUUCCUAUAAAGUAGAGUGAACACAAAUGAAAAUGUCUGGCGAACUUUAUUUGUCCUUGCAUAUUCCACCAUUCGAUCCCGCGAGGAGAACCCUCCGUCAAAGAUAGAACCUCGGCCCUAAUACUAUAACAGACAUACUUUCUAUUGGUUGUUUAUGUUAAGAGUCAUCUUUGAAGAAGAAACAUCAAACAACUCGCAAAUUCAACCAGCUUCCCAACCAUAUUUUUAGUCUGAAUAUAUGAUAUUUAAUUAUUGCGCGUAUUUGGUAUGCAUAUAAACUUUCUUCGAAUUAAUACUUUCAAUCAAGUCCAUUCAGUUCUAUCAACUUUGCUUUCAGAGAACAUACAAUUCGAUAGCAAUUGUUUGCACACCGUAGACUUCGAGAUUUGUCUUCCCUCUAUAAUAGCAGUUUGCCACCAAGGUUGGUUGAAACUAGUUUUAUUUUAUGAAAUCUUAGUGCAGACUCUGUAUACAUUUCCAGUACACAAUGGAGCAGAUUGUGGAUAUACAAGGCAAUCGAUAUUGGCUUGUGAUCAUUCCCGGUGAUGGGGAUUGUUUGUUUGGAGCAAUUACGCAUCAAAUGCAUGGGAUAGCUUCAUAACAAUCGCUCUAUUCUCUGCUCAAACAUCAUCUGAGAGAUAUAGCAGUGAAUGAAAUAACUUCCAAUCGCAGUCUAUAUCAUGAGCAUCUUGCUGCAUAUGCCGCAGAGUUUGUCCACGGUAAUAUGCCAAUUUCCAACAAAAUUGACUCAUAUAUAAGACAGUUAUGGUCAAGUGGAUUUUGGGCAGGAGCUGAAUGCAUAGCAGCUUUGUCAAAUCAUUAUAAAUGUUCAAUUCAGGUGAUUCAGGAUAAUGCGAAAAUAGAGUUCAGCCCAAUACUCUCCGAAAAUUUAGAGGAUGAGAUCCCAAAAUAUAAAAUAUUUUAUCGAGGAUACGGCGGUGAACGAAAUCAUUAUGAUAGCAUUUAUAUAAUAAGACCUCCCAAUCUGAAUUUGAAUAUACAAAAUGAUUUGAUUACUCGUGUAUUGAAUAUUCCUGAGCUUGGAGUUCGGCUCUCCACGAGGUGCAUUAAAGCCGGAUCGGAUUCCCUCAUAGGUUCAAUCCUUCAUCAGUUAAGCGGAGAUAUUCCAAAUAUGGCCGACAUGUUCACACUUCAAUGUCUAGUAGCUGAUUAUAUCGACAAACAGCCUACUUCAUACUUAAUGUCCUGUGGAUAUCCAUGCAGGAAUAGCGAGGAUAUAGCUAACUUUAUUUCCUCCAUAAGAGAAGGACGGUAUAGUGGGGGGUAUGCUGCUAUUAGUUCGUUGGCUACAUUACUAAAUAUCAGUAUAAUAGUAUACACACAACAAGGAGCACAACGAAUUAUUCCUAUAAACCAAAAGGAUGCUAAUGUGACGGUACAUGUGUUCGAAAAUCAUGCUAACACCCCAUAUACUUAUGAGAGCAUAGUGCGGUUGUUUCACAAUAUGCCUAAUGAAAAUUCCCUACCAUCCGACCGAAUAAUCUUAAACAAAGAUAUCACAGCAGAAGUGUUGUCCGAUUCUAUGGUGGACACAUUGGUGCAGUUGCCAAUCGAUGAAAUCAACGGAUUGAAAUUCGCUUCUUUUAAUGUGAACGGAUGUCGAACUUCAGCGAAACGAGAAGUUCAUGUGGCUCUCUCACAAGAGGUUAACCUGGAUGCAACUCGAUUGGUUACCCGAAAUUAUGUUUGGCAUAUGGGAAAUACAUCGCUGAAUAGGAAGCGGGGCUUAUCCAUAUUAAUAAAUCGGGGUACAGCCAUAGCAAUCAAGGGCAAUAAUCAUUGCGGACCGUACAUUCAUUUUAUGGAGAUAACAUAUAAGGUAAAAAACAAACACAUUUUCAAAUGUUAUAAUAAACUAUAUUCAAGGUUGGUUCUUCGUCACGUACCCUCUUCGUCGUUAAUGUACAUGGUCCCAGUCGCAACGCAGAUCGUUUUUUUUGGAAAUUUGGGAGCACUCGCCGGACGAUUGCAAGACAAACGUCGACUCAUCAUUGCUGGUUACUUUAACAGUCAUUUAAGCAACGUAGGAAUAUCAAAAGAAUAAGCUCGUUUCAUAGGCAAAUACACAGCGCACUCUACUUUCAACGAGAAUGGAAUGCAGAUGCGAUUAUUUCUUUGCUUGCAUAGCCUCUCCACACGCAAUACUCAGGCAAACUCUAAUUCCAAUUUCAUGUAUACAUGGAGUAACGGAUGCAUCAAAAGUCAGAUCGAUCAUCUUCUGACACACGUUCAUUCAACGUUGUUCUUGCGGCGCAUGCAGUGUGUACAAUCACCCACAGUCAGCUCUGAUCAUAGAGCAUUAUUUUGUAAUAUCAUUGAUAAUCGCUCAGAGAUUCCAUCAGCGCUUCGAAAAAGAUCAUCGUAUCAACACCGAACGAACAUUGAACCAAGGAUGUUGCAGGACAACGCCAUUAGAAAGAAUUUUCAAAAACAAUUGGCCCAGAAAGCGGUACCGCUAGGCCAGCAGGUUGGUAUCGAAGUACAGUGGAUCGACCUGAGAUAAGAUUCAGGAAGCUGCCAAUAUUACUCUCAACAAACCCACUAUACUUCCCCCAGAGCGAUUGUGUCGUGUAGCACUCGCACAAGUUAAAAAAUAUUCGUUUUGGGUCAACCGCUCAGUUAACCCUAAGUGGGUUCAUAAACUGGCCGAAGCUCGGGAAGUGCUGAGGAAAAAGCUGAAGGAAUGCGAAGAGAAAGACACCGAGGCAUUCUUCGUUGGCCUAAACAUGUAUCCCGCAGGAGAGCGCACAAGCCGAACCUAUCGUUAUCUAAAAAGUUUCAAGAAGAAGAAAGUCCAACUAAAAUGGAACAAUUCCAUAAAACUUCAAGACUGGGUAUCAGAUAAUAUUGGCUUUCCACUUAUUCCUGAUCAGUUGAUUGAAAAACCAGGAGAAAUACUGCCAGAUGCUCCGACCCUACAAGAAAUAUGUGAUAUAAUUGACAGUAUGAAAAAUGGAAAAAACACCAGGAGUAGACAACCUUUUUGCCGAAUUUUUCAAAUAUUGUGGCAAUAACACUAUUCAAGAACUACAUAGCUUGUUGGAAAAGGUAUGGCUCGAGAACCAAAUGCCUUGUGAGUGGAAACAUGUAUUGAUUGUUCCUAUUGGAAAGAUAAAGAAUCCGAAGAAAGUUGAUGAUUACCGGCGAAUUUGCUUAAGCUGUACCGCUUAUAAAAUUUAUGCUAUUUGGAUACUAAACAGGCAACAGCAAUCCAUUGAGCCAAUUGGUGUACAUCAAGCUGCAUUCCUUGCAGGAAGGUCCACAACUGACCAUUUGUACGUGCUCCAGAGGAUACUUCAGGAGUCCUGGAAUGCUGGAGAAUCUCUCAUGAUAAUGUCACUUGACAUUGAGAAUGCAUUUGAUCGUGUUUCGUGGUUGUCUCUUCCUUCAAUUUUAAAGGGUGAGAGAUUACCAUCAUAUUAAUUUAUAUUUUAUGGAUAUUAUGCCUUCUAUUCACAUUUCGUAUUAUUCUUUCAUUAAUCUUUAAUGACAGGGAAAGGAGUAUCUAAUCGAUUCAUAAACAGAAUACUCGAAUGCCUUCGUGAUGAACAACAACAGGUUCUGUGGCAAGGACAGGUCACACAAUGAUUUCAUCGGACACGUGGUAUAAAACAGGGAUGUCCUCUUUCUCCAUUCAUAUUCAAUCUGAUUAUGGAGACAGUGUUGGUUUCGGUCGAAGAUGAAGUGGAAAAUCUUCGACUGAAUCAGGAGAUUUUUUUUACUUUUACGAUGGUUCUAGCGUUCGCUGAUGAUCUCAUAAUAAUAUCACAAACUCUCAUUGAUACUGAGCAGAUUCUAGCUAAAAUUAAGGAAUAUUUAUCGUAUGUGGGGUUAAAUUUAAAUGAAGAUAAAUGCAAGGUUUUAAUUAGAAAUUCAAAUUCGGAUUCGAAUACCCCUGAGCUGCUAAUGCAUGGCCGAAUGUAUAAGACCACUGAACCUUUACGAUAUUUGGGCGUACAUCUCACCUCAUCGUUGGAUAGACUCAUGACAACCCGUACUCGUUGUAGGAGUACCAUUAAUAUUUCAAAAAUCAUAAUGGAUUUUCUGAUGAAAUACAAACCCUCAUGGCAAAUUGCCAGAAUAAUGUAUGAAACCGUUAUAGCACCUGUGAUGCUUUAUGGCACACAGGUUGCUAUCCUCACUAAGCGUAGCAGAAGGUCCAUUCGAGGAUAUGAGCAGCAGAUAGUGGCCGCAAUGUCUAAACUCUGCAGUAAUCAUGAUGACCUCUCUAAGUCCAUAAAUGCCUUACUCCGUAGAAGACGUAUCACCAAGAAGAUACGGAUAUAUCAGAUGAGAUGGUGGGGUCACGUUAGACGGCGCGAUCGUUCACAUCCUAUACAUGUUGCAUCCCGCUUACAUUCAUCUCAACUUCGAUCUUGUCGACCAUCAUAUACCUGGUGGGAUAUGAUAAAACAGAACAUUCACCGGUAUGGUGAUCUCACAUUCGAUCAAUGGGUCGAAUUAGCGCAAGAUAAGGAUCAGUUUAAUGCAAAGUUGCUGGAAAUAUACGAUAUAUGUGAAUCAGAUAACACUGGUAAGAUAGAAAUAAAAAUGAAGAAAUAAAUUCAUGCACUAAUUUACGGUUUCAAUUUCCCUUCCAUAGAUUUGUCUACUGAUGAAACUUAGAUUCUACAUUAGAAGCAUCACCGUUAAAGCUCGAUACGAUUCAGGUGUUCACAUAUGAACAAAACGAAACGAAUUUCCAAUCACCCGAGGAGGUAGGUUAAACAAUCGAAUUAUAUUCAUUUUUACACUUUUACAAUUUAUAGAACCGAACGAUCUCAAAUCAUUAAAAGAGGCAAAGAAGGUCAAUCAUUAAUGGAAAUGUAUAACGUACGAAAAGAUUAGACAUACAAUGCAAUCUAUUUCAAUAUCUAGCAUAAAAUCAGAUUUCAAUAAUAUAAAUUGUUCUUUAACUACCUACUGUGUGCUGUCAAUUUAUGAAUUUAUAGCUGAAAAGCUACUUUUCCAUCACCGGUUCUAGUAUUGGCUAUGUUUUAUGGUAACGCAAUAAUUAUGGUAAAUAUUGCAUUGCUAUGAAAAGCUCUUCUAAGCUAUAACUGAUUCUAAGCAUGAGAUGAUUUGGUUAUUAUUAGUGAGACGACAAGAAAGCCAUUAUGUUUUCAAACUCUACCGAAGAAAAGACAAAACUCACAACAUACAACAUGAAAUAAAAUAAGAGCUCGUCAGCAGCAAAAACACUCGUCUCAUUCCCGAGCUUAUACACACACAUAUACUCACGAUCUGCAUGCUAUACAAGAAAAAGAAGACCUGUCAAAUAGCUUCCUCCUGUACUCAGCCUUAUGAUGUAUGGAACUUGCGCCUCAAAACUCCUUCCAUUUGCCACUAAACCAUUUCUUCCGCUUUCCAUUUCAAACACGAUCACUAAUUCACGAAUUUGAACCACUUAUGUCCAUAUAGGAUAACAAAAACACUUGAAAAAAGCCACAUGCUUCGGAACGAUAAAAUUUGCACCCUUCCAAUUGGCAGUGCAGCCAGCUCCCGUUAUAAAUUUCUUCGAACAAUGCAAAUAAAUUAUUACAAAUGGAUUGAAGAACUGGAUUAUUUCUUUUCAAAGUUUUGUCACUUCCUUUUGACGUAGGACUACGUCUAACCGGAAGAUAUAGGGGGUGAAAUGGAAAUCUAGGCACUGAACAAGUAGGAAAAAAUGCAAGAUUUGGAACGCUUAUAACUCGAGCAUUUCUCAAUAGAUCGCAAAGGUUUUUGCAUCAAUAGAUAGGAAAUAUAUCUACGCAUCUAUCAUAACGAAUAACAUUUCAUUUUUCUUGAGAUAAAUAAUUGAAUAAUUGUGAAAUAUCAAGCAUUGUCAAAAUGCACUAUGUGCCCAUUUUUGAUUGGUCCAUUUUGUGCUCCUCAAAUCGAACCGACCAAAACGGGCAACCAGAGCAGCAGCGAAAUAGAAUGAACCACGAUUGGAAAGGUGUUACCUUCUCAGUAGUCAAAUAAAUUAUGAGAGCUUGAGGAUUUCAUGUCUUUAUUAGUUGGAAGGUAAAACUAGAAUAAGCACAAAUCUAAAAGCAUGUCACUCCUGCUUCUGGCAUGGCUACUGUGAUCUAUCAACAGUCAUGGUAGCCAAGGUAGCAUCUCCCCCUCUAAUUUGAUAGCAGUGAUAAUCUUGAAACUUGAUUGGUGGCCGGGUUGAUCGCACGGGACGUUGCAAAGGUGUCGAUGUCAGAAUCGGCUGGGGAACAUCCAUUGACAGUAGAGUUUCAUCUCCUUCACUCGACAACGUAUCUUGAAGAUCAAGAACCUCGGCUGACUCAACGUGCUCCUCAUCAGAUGUUGGUUGAUCCAAAUUCAGGACUUCAUUAGGUGUUGGUUGAUCGUUCUGGAUCGAAGAUUGGGUUCUGUCCAGCUGAGGUGUUGGUUCAGCUGGAGUAAGUCCAAAGUCGUCAAUCAAGAUGGAUAAUGGUGCUGGUGCAGGAGCAACUUCUUCCAUUCCCGUUCGGAGUUGAUCAAUGUGCUAACGUAGCACUUUGCGUCGACCAACUUGGCAGUCCAAUAAUAUGUUGUAGUUGACGUUGCCAAUAGCUUCGAGCACAACACCACUUCCACUUAUCGUUUGCAGAGUAGACUUUGGCAUAAACUCGAGCACCAGCUAGGAAACUUCGCUUGACUGGUUGAUGUUGCGGGUGAAAUUCUGAUUUGGGUGACGGUCGUAACAGGUCCAAAGUUGUCCUCAUCUUGCGUCCAAGCAUUACCUCGGCUGGAGAUUGUCCACUCAGAACCGCUGAUGGAGUGGAUCUGUAGACGUACAGGAACGUUUGAAGCGCAGUAAGGGUUGACCUCUCUCCUCUGUCGACAAUUUUCUUCAGCGAUCUCUUCAAGGUGUCCACAAACCUCUCCGCUUGCCCGUUUGAUUGUGGAUGAUACGGAGCUGUACGGAAAUGAACAAUCCCAUAUUCUUCGCAGAAAUCACGGAAUUCAGCACUGGUGAACUGGCUUCCAUUGUCGACACAAUGACUGUAGGAAUUCCAAAUCUUGCGAAGCAUUCUCGAAGAAAUGUGGUCGUUGUGGAAGUAGUCGGGUAACGAGUAUGCAGUAUUUCCGGCCACUUUGAGAAAGAAUCCACCACAACUAAAUAGUAUUCUCCAUCCACAGGUCCAGCGAAAUCGAUGUGGAGUCGUUGCCAGGGUCCUUCAGCUCGAGGCCACGGUUGUGGUUGAGCAUGUGGUGGAGAUUUUGCAGCAUUCGCACAGCUUGGGCAUCUACGAACGUAGUUGGUGAUGUCUUCAUCUAUUGUCGGCCAGAAAAUGAUUCCACGAGCGAUAGCGUUUGCCCGUUCCAUGCCAGGAUGUCCUUGGUGAACUUGCUUGAGGAUCCUUUUCUGCAGGCUUUUGGGAACUACAAUUCGAUCCGCCAUCAUGAUACAGUCGUCAAUUACGGAGUAGGAAUCUCGACGGCUGAAGAAAGAUCGAACUUCUACAUCUUCGAUACCUUCGCACCGUGAUGGCCAGGAACCUUGUGUGUAGGAAAUUACCUUCUGGAGCACGGCAUUCUUCUUAGUGGCGAUCUUCAGGCUCUUGUGGGUGACUGGAAGAUCUUGAAUAGAGUCAUGGAAACAGGAACUAACGUCAUCUUCGAUUCGAACCAUAGCGAUGACUGCUUCUUCGUCGGGUUUCGGAUGGUUGCUGAUAAGCCGGGAAAGUACGUCAGCGUAACCGAAAUCUUGAGUUGAUACGUAUUCGAUGUUGAAAUCGUAUCUUAAAAGUGUCAGGGCCCAUCGUUGGAGCCGAUUUGCGAUAUGUACAGGAAUGCCCUUUUUGGAUCCGAAAAUUCUCAGCAAUGGUUGAUGGUCCGUUUGAAGCGUGAACCGGCGACCCCACAGCAAACGAUGGAACUUCGUGCAAGCAAAAACCAAUGCCAACGCUUCUUUUUCGAUUUGGCUAUAGUUCUGCUCUGCUACAGUCAGCGAUCUCGAUGCAUGUGACACAGCCUUGAUGAUGCCGUUCGGAAAACGAUGAAGAAUAACUGCACCAAUGCCAGUUUUUGACGCAUCUCCUGCCACGAUAAUCUCUUGCUCUGGAUUGUAGUGGGUGAGCAACAGACCAGAUUGUAGCACUUUUUUGAUGUUUUGGAAAGCGUGCUGACACUCCUUACUCCAAUCGAACUUCGUGUCCUUUUUCAGAAGGUUGUCUAACGGAUGGCGUAGUUGGUGCAUCUCGCGGACAAAUUUGCCGUAAAAGUUGACUGCACCCAAGAACGAUCGCAAAGUGGGAACGUCGGUUGGUGCGGGCAUUUCCGAAAUGGCUGCAAUCUUGGCUGGAUCGGGUUGGAUACCUUUAGCAGAAACGAUAUGUCCAAGGUACUUGAUUUGAUCCUGGUGGAAUCGGCACUUCUCCACACGUAGACGGAAUCCAUAGUCACGCAGACGGUUGAAAAGCAUGUGGAUGAUUCGGUUAUGAUCCACGAGAGUCUUGCUGUGCACCAGGAUAUCGUUGAGGAAAACUUCCACACCACGUAGACUCGAAACCAUUUUCGCCAUUAGCUGCUGGAAUGCACCGGGUGCUGACUUGACCCCUGGAGCCAAUCGGUUGAAACGGAAUAACCCACGGUGGGUGUUAAUCGUCAACAGCUUCUUGGAUUCGUCAUCGACCUCCACCUGAAGGUAGGCAUCCGACAGGUCGAUGAUGCUGAAGACUUGACUGCCGGAUAGCUUGCUGAAGAUCUCCUCCGGGGUAGGAAGAGGGUGGUUGUUGGUCUCCAGUGCUGCGUUGAGCCCAGUCGAGUAAUCGGCACAUACACGCACUUUUCCCCCCGGUUUCUUGACAACGACGAUGGGUGCUGCCCAGUCCGAAAAAUCGACCGGCGAGAUGAUGUCCAACCGCUCGAGUCGAUCCAGCUCCUCUUCUACCUUUUGGAUGGCAUGAAAAGGCACCGGUCGCUUUGGUCGGAAAACGGGUUGGGCAUCCGGCUUCAAAGACAGUGAAAUUUUCGUCUUCAUGCAGUGGCCCAAACCAUCUUGAAAAACUUCAGGAUAUUGCUUAAGGAAGUGCUGAUCAGAGGAAGGCGAAAAAUUGGAAAGAUUCACCUGUUUGCAGUUGGCAGCAAGCGGCUUCGACCAUAAGUCAAACGCGUCCAACCAGUCCAGUCCGAUGACGUUCAGAUCUUCAACUGAUGUGAUGUAGCAGACCGAUGCCUUCGUAGUUUUCCCGAUAGUAACCGGGCAGGUGAAUUCGCCAACCAAUUCGAGUGGUUCCCUUGAUGCCGUUGAUGCUUCUACGCUAGUCACCGUUGAUGACGGUGAGCCAAUCAUUUUCCACGUGUGUGUGCUGAUAACGGUGAUGUCGGAACCACAGUCCAAUUGGAGCUCGGCCGAUUUUCCGUUGAAAUUGACGGUGAUGAACCUUCUACGGCUACGGACCUGCUUCACGAUUUGAAUAACCUUCGUGUUGAAAGGCUUCUUCUUCUUGGAACCAGCUUUCGACUCCGUAGUUGAUGACUUGGAAAAACAACCACAGUAGCCGUCUUUGUGGCCCACUUUCCCACACUGUUUGCAGGUGUGCUUCGAAAAUUUGCAGUCCUUCACAAAAUGCAUUGCGCCGCAUUGCCAACAUGGUGAUGGAGGUGUCUUGAUGUCUGCUGAUGACUUCAUCUGGUUGUUCGGCUGCUUCAUUGACUGCCGAACUGCCUGGACCGCUGAAGAUGUCGGUUUCUUCUCGACCAACGCCGUGUCGUGUUUAAGAUUCGACAGUCGUUGACACUCGGUGACCAGUCCUGCCAGGUUGAUGGUUUCAGCUUGAUCGGACUCGAGCUUCGACAGAAGUCGGGUCCUGACGUCGGUGUCCUUCGAUGACUUGAAACCGCAGAUGAACACCAGGCUCUUGAACUGAUCCACGGUGAGCUUCUGAAGUUCAAAAUCCUCACAUUGACGGUUGACGAUUCCAGCAUACGUUACGAAAUCGUCGGCUUCGUUCUUCUCAAUAUUGAGGCAGUCGUAGCGCUUGCUGAACAGAGAUUUAUGCUGACCAAAAAUCUGCUUCAUCUCGUCUACAACUUCGUCGAAGGUGAAAUCGCGUGGGUGGGACGGCAGCAGGUAGUUGAGGAAUUUCUCGUGCACCGGAACACUGAGACUCCGCAGCAAAAGUCUAACCUUCGCGGCAUCGUCCAAGCUUCUGCCAUUCUGCCUGAAUAGAUCCUCGUACUUAGAAAACCAGCGAUCGAAAGUCAACCCGUUUUCCGGAUCGAAGUGAAACUCCUUAAGGUUGGUCGCAAGGGAUUCGAGAAUUUUCUCUGGAGCGUUUUGCUGUGUUGACGUUGCUUGGUUGCGGUGAACUGUUCCAGUAACUUCAUCAAACGGCUGUUUUGCUCGGCCAUUUGCUGCAUCACAACGGACAACGGAAUUUCUCCUCCACUUGCUCCAGCUUCGGAUCCGGCUUGAGUUCCAUAUUCGGUGGUCAUCUCGGAAGAAUCUUCAGGCUUCAACCUCGUCGCCAAAAAUGUUACCUUCUCAGUAGUCAAAUAAAUUAUGAGAGCUUGAGGAUUUCAUGUCUUUAUUAGUUGGAAGGUAAAACUAGAAUAAACACAAAUCUAAAAGCAUGUCACUCCUGCUUCUGGCAUGGCUACUGUGAUCUAUCAACAGUCAUGGUAGCCAAGGUAGCAAAAGGAAAAAGAAAAAAAUGAACAAAACAUUGGUCGCAGUCUCACACAUGCGUAAUUCUCGAGCCAGCCAGUCAGUUUAAAAAUCCAAGCUCCGCUGCCGUAACGAUCAACCAUUCUUUGUGUGGACACCGACUGGACAACAUCGUUGCUGGACGGCGAGGGAUCGAGUGCCUUUCUCAAGGCAAGAGGGCGGAGGUGGUAGCGCUGGAGUAAAGUAGAGUAGAGUUUUCAAAGGGCCUUUCUCAAGGCUAGAGACGAAUGAACUGCAAAAGUUUAAAGUCUCUAUAAUACAAUACCUUCCUUCCUUCCGUAACGAUCAUUCUCAUUCAAACCGUACACCACAUCGGUUCGCAUCACAACACAUCAACAAACCAACCCAAGCAGCCAUGUCUGGACAUGGCAAAGGAGGAAAAGUGAAGGGAAAGGCAAAAUCCUGCUCGAACCGUGUUGAUCUGGAGUUCCCCGCAAGGGUAGCUAGGCCGAGUGCGUUAGUACCAGUGCACCAGUCUACCUAGCCGGCGUUAUAUAGUUUCGGCCGCCGAAGUGAUCGAGUUAGCUGGUAAAGCUGCUCGCGACGAUAAGAAAACCCGCAUUCGGAACAGAACACAUUCGGUUCUGUAGACAUCAAGACAACAGGCAGUUGCAGCGAGUGGCGAGUGGCAAACGCAAUCGCAAAACGGCAUCAGCUGGCAGAAGACAAAAGUUUGUUCUUUAUACACACUGCUUCGGUGGCAAAUCCAGAACAAGGCGGCAUCGAGGGCGUUCGAAAUGGUUUUUUUCAAAACCACGAGUACUAAGGAGGCCUCAGAUAACUGGUAAUUUGGUCUUUGAAAAACUAUUUGGAUGUGGCAUAGGAAAAUUAAAAACACCGGGUAAAACACAGGAAAUCAAAACACAUGGAAUACUUCUGAAACAGUUCGGACGAUUUAUUCGCGAUUUUACAAGGGUAAAGGUUGGAUUUGGAAUGAUAUAUUGAAUUGGUAUGCAUCGAUUCGUAAGCUCUCACAUUUUUGUUUGAAUGUGUUCGGCUCCUGUUCGGUAUCAGAAAAUGCUGCUGUCGUUCGUGCACCACACAUUGCAUUUCAGAGAAAAGGAGUGGUUUGUAUGGUAAUAAGGAUAGGGAUGGACAUGGAAUUUGGAAAUAGGGAACACUUAUAAACAUUCGCGCCUUGGUUGCGAACAGGUGUCGAAGAACAAAUUGUAGAGCGGAUUGGGACUUAAAUUUGGAGCUUUAAUUUGGUUGACAAGAACAAACAAGUUUAUUAACAAUUUUUGAGUCAAAAUUAAUUAUAACACCUCCAAAACCAAUAUCUUUAAAGUUUUUUAUUACCAUAAUGUUAUUUAAAUUCCCUAAUGUAAUACUUACAACUAUACCUUGUACUAAAUUUUCUCAUCUUUCAAAUGGAAGUAACAGAAUCGUCCUACGUAGCGUACUUUUUGAGUAGAGUCAAUUUAAGGCAAACAGAUCCUGGAACAUUUUAGGGAGGCGAUUUGACGUAGUGGUAACAUCCGUACCUCUCAGGCUAUCACGAGUUCAAUUUCAACUCCCGCAUCUUCCGAAAUGGAAGUAAAAGGGACGAACCAGCCAAAAAAUGUUGAGUCACUAUAAUAUAGAAAUAAAAAAAAAAACAGGAACACCCAUACCCACAUAUCUGAUAGCAGAUCAGUUGAUUCAACUCGUUGAUUGAGGCUCCGCACAAUAAUUUUCUGCAACGAUUUUCAAAUGCACGAAGGUAUAGGAUUCGGACCGUAUGAAUUAUGACCAGACACUGUUUUGGCUCUUGAAUUACUUUGACGUUGUUUAUAUUGACGAUUCGAUUCUUUGUUUUUAAGAGGCUUUUAACUUCGCAGUUCAUUCACCUCUAUUCUAUUAACGAAAAAUGCUUUUCUUUUGUAAAGGAAUGAAAAAAAAACCAGUGACUCCGGGAAAAAUUAAUAAAUUUCAUUGUAUCGUUUUCGGGUGAAGAGUUGGUUCGAUGAACAGAAAGAAAACUUAAAUUCAACAAAUAAUUAAUGAAUGUGUAUUUUUAGCACAUUAUUUACCAUAACUUGAUCGCUAGUUGCUUUGAAGAGCUUGAAUUGUUACGCAUCCUAAAUCCAUGAUUUGGAUGUACUCCGAGCCGCCUCCUUGUAGACGGAAACAACAUUCCUAUAAAGAAAGAAUAAACACCUCACAUUAGAAUGUUCAAAAAUGAUCACCGCAGAAUAUUCCUCACUCCGAUUUUAUCACAAAUUUUGCUCUUUUGCUUGUUACUUAGUCCAUCGUGCAUGAUAAUAAAUUCGGUCAGCUGUUCUAGCAACUGUCCUACGCUGUAUGCAUCAUGGGUGAUACUCUGAACAUAUUCUUCCAACUUAUUAUAAUUGGCAGAUUUACAGACGGAAACAAAAUCUUCCAAAUACUUCUGUGGAACUACGCCGGACAUUUCCAGAAUGUCGGUACUUUCAAUCUUAGCGUUUUUCCCCAUUAGUCGAUGGCAAGAUUGUAGCGUGGUAAUCGCACGUCGCAAAUCUCCUCCAGAAAUUUUCAUUAUAUCCUGAUAAGCUUGCGGCUCCACGUCGACAUUUUCCUGCUCACAGAUCAACCGCAGACGAGCUAUGAUUUUGUCCUCGCCAAGAGGCUUGAAGCGAAACUUCGUACAUCGAGACGUAAUCGGUUCGAUAAUUCUCGACACGUAAUUGCAGACUAGGCAAAAUCGAGUCGUUUUGGUUUCUUUCUCCAUGGUUCUGCGCAAAGCUGCCUGAGCAGCAUGUGUCAUAGCGUCGGCCUCGUCUAGAAUGACUAUCUUGAAUGGAGGACAUGGCUUUCCAUCGACUCUAGUUCCGCUAGCACAAAGCUGCGCAAAUGUUUUAACCUUGCUUCUUAUCACAUUGAUUCCACGAUCAUCGGAAGCAUUCAACUCCAAGAUGCGAUCUUUAAACAUAUCUCCAAACAGUUGUCGAGCUGCAGCAAGGAUCGUGCUCGUUUUACCAGUUCCUGGCGGACCAUAAAGUAAUAAGUUGGGCAGAUCAUCUGUGGAUAAACAUUCUCUGAGAACCGCAACGACCUCUCCUUGUUCGACCACAUCAUCAACGGUUUUGGGACGACUAAAAAGAUAUGCUCAUUAAAACAAUUGUCUGUUUGAAAAGAAAAAUAGUUACUAUUUCUCAACCCAUGGAACGGAAUGUGCUUUGCUGCGCUUUUCUACGCUUCCUUCAGCAUCGUAUGGCUGGCUCGAAUAUCCUGCAUUUUUGCUGGUUUUAAGGAAAGCCUGCAUUACUGUAUAGUUUAUUCAACGAAAAUCGUAGAGUAAAUGUUUUGCAAACAAUUUCAGAGUUCUGUAAACAAAUGUUGAAUAGAAAGCGCGAAAAUCAUGCGUUACCAAAGAAUUGAAGGACUAGAACGGUAACUUGUGUUCGGCAACAAUGUUCAGAAACAAAACCCAAUAAGAAGGUGUUACAACUAUCAGAGCAAGGCGUUAUACUAUAGGUGGACCGCAAUGUCAAAAUUGCUGUUCGGCCAUUGCUCGUGAAAAAACAAAUUUGUUUACAAAGCAAAUCAUAUCUUUUGGUGACAAAUGCAUUCGUAGGCAAAAUAGCUGCUCGCGCUUCACUGUAGGCAGGUAAUUUUCUGGAUUUUUUCGUAUAACAAUUUCUCAUAAUUGCUUCUACUUUUUCAGAUAUCUACAAUCAGCGGUCGAAUUAAAAACAGUGUAGAAGGAUGUUUUGAGUAUAUUUUACCUUCUAGCCGCGCAAUCAAUGCUUUUCUUUCCAAGCAAGCAGCGUUUUUCGGCAAAAGCAUGAAAUAGAAUCGUACGUGGUACGAAUUUAUCGGCACAAUCUGAUCAAGGACGGAGGCAUCAUCAAACGGAAACUACGCGAAAAAUAAAACUGCGCCGCAACACUCGUGUCAAAAUGGACGAGUUGGGCUGGGUGCUGAUGAACCACAAUUUGAUAACACGUAAUGAGCCAAUCCAACAGCAUGCCAAUGGUAAUCGACCAAAUCAUUUUAAAUUGAACAUGGAGCGGUUGCGAAACCUACUGGAGCAGCAAGAACAGAACAAUCACGCUGGUAGAGUUAACUUCCAAAAAGCAAAACAAAUUCCUGCGUAUGCUGGAUGCAAUUUUACAAAACGACAAAGUUUUGAAGGAAAUUAAAGAGAUGGUAGCGGCGAAUCGACUUCUAUCGGAAAUUCGUUAUGUGACUACGGUGGAACGUAUGCUGAAACACAAUUUGGACCCCUCUUUGCGCUGCUGCUUUGUAUGCCGAGAGUAUUUCCGCACUGCCGAUGAGUAUACCAGUCAUUUCGAAAAAUUGCACGGUGAGAAAUUUCUUAUUGUUGCGGCGGUGGAUCGAUUUCAGACUAGUCAAAAGUUCAACGUUCUACAUCACUACAAUCCCCUUAAUCCGGUGACAAUAUUCACGAUUUGCAACGUAUACCACACAGCCCUAAUAAAAAAAACAAGAAAAGACGGGUCUAAUAUUUUACAAUAAAGAACAAAUCUACCACUUUCCACGAAAAUCGGAGAA
Messenger RNA from Toxorhynchites rutilus septentrionalis, 23554 nucleotides. RefSeq lists its product as uncharacterized. Bases 132 to 3416 code for a protein of 1094 amino acids. Lineage: Eukaryota; Metazoa; Arthropoda; Insecta; Diptera; Culicidae. Gene Ontology annotation, biological process: DNA integration. The record is from RefSeq and is a predicted model, not a curated record. The transcript is spliced from 4 exons. Gene Ontology annotation, molecular function: nucleic acid binding.